This is a messenger RNA of Habropoda laboriosa, 663 nucleotides long. RefSeq names its product repetitive proline-rich cell wall protein 1-like. NCBI's taxonomy places the organism in Eukaryota, Metazoa, Arthropoda, Insecta, Hymenoptera, Apidae. The record is from RefSeq and is a predicted model, not a curated record. The transcript is spliced from 2 exons. The coding region runs from base 40 to 663 and encodes 207 amino acids.
UUCAUCGGGAGGAUUGUAAUCAACCCUCGAGCCGAAAUCAUGUUCAGGUUGCUGAUACCUUGCCUAAUAUGGCUGUCGAGCGUUCGUUCCGAAACCGCCAUGAGCAUGCACAUGCCGGACGGCAUGAUGGAGGACAAAGCGGCGAUGAAAAGGGAGUCCUACUUCAACCCGUGUCCUCCUCCGGUUUAUUCUCAUCCCAUCUCUUACUCGCCACCGCCGCAACUUUUCGUCAAACCCUACGCACCGCCGGUUCCCGUGUCGUACGAUUUUCCUAAACCCAUGAUCACGUACGUGAAACCAGCCCCGGCUCCAGUUGUGGUGAAGCCACCACCUGUAAUCGUGAAGCCGUUGAUUCAGCCGAAAGUGGUGCUGCCUGUCUAUCAGAAACCGAUGCUCUCGUACGCGCCGAUCUAUCAGAAACCGAUCUAUUACGCGCCUAUGUAUCAGAAGCUGAUGUACCAGGCGCCUAAGAUCUAUCUGAAGAAGUACGAGCUACCGGUGACACAAGUGAUCCAGAAACCUCAGAUAUCGUAUCCUAUUCAAUAUCAUCAACCUAAGGUGCUUCAGGUACCAGCGCCAGAGAUCAACAUUGUGAAGCUAGCGCAACCGAUCCUACAUCCCCAGCCUGUCUAUCAGUCGCCUCUAAAACCGUACUGCCCCUAA